CGGCACCACGGCAUCAUGCCGCUGGCGGCAACGCACCCAUUAAAUAAUUCUCUACUUCAACGUUCACUUUUCCUUCAAGCUUGUGACCGUUGCAUGAUGCAGAAUCAUGUUUUCAGAGAAAUUUCAAGCACCCGAAAGCAACGAGGCGGAUGAGCAACACUUACGGGAGAUCCUGUUACCGGAAAUUCAGCUAGAAAUUGACCUCAGGAAUCGACUUGCUCAAACGGUGGAGUCGAGAAUUGCAUGGGCGACGUCUCUGCAAGAAUCUCUCUUAAAAGGAGGAAACUCUGAGAAUGAUUCUGCAACGUUUGAGGCGGCGGCUCUAGAUGCCCUUUCUGCGAUUGAAGAACCUUCAAAAUUGUUUUUGGACCAUGAAACGAUCCCCCCAGUGUCGCCUGCUCCUCCUAUUCCCUCGGUUGUAGCUCAUGGGCGCAAGGAUCGUGGACUCCCACGAGAGAGCAGAGCAACGCGUUUUCGGCAAAAAGCCAAAUUUCUUUACACUCGCGCCAACAAUCAAACCAAUAUCUUGACGUGUCCUGGGUGCCAGCGGACGCAAUUCUCGUCGAUACAAGGCCUGUAUAAUCAUGCUCGAAUCACUCACCAGCUUGAAUGGGGAAACCAUGAAGACUGUGUUCGCGCUUGCUCCGUUCCGCGGGACGAUCUUGAUCUGAGUGAUGGGACGGAAGUAACCCUCACUCUUCUCGGCGUGCGAGGGUUAUUUGAGAGAGCAGUGGAGGAACCUUUGCCGUUGCCGGUGGUAGAUGCCAUGGACGUUGACGAACCUGCUUCAGUCCCGGAGGCUGCUAAUCAUAUUCGCCAGACAUUGGGUGUUCAUGCCAAGAGCUUCGCGCUUGCAUCUGUCUUAGGAAAAGAGGUCAAGAGAAGGGAAAUACAUACUUGGAAUGAAGAUGAAGAUGUUGAUAUUGAUGGUCUUGAUACCAAGCGUCCGAGGUGGCACAUGCCCUGGACGCAUAGAAGUUCAGCGAAACUAGAACCUCCUGGGGAAGAAGCUAUCCAGGCUCCCGCAGCUGUCGAUGAAGCGAAAGUCGUUGUACCCGAUGUUGUGGGUCAUUCAUCAAUUCCCGGUGUGCAGCCAAGCUCUAGUAGGUUCCAUAUUGCGGCCCGUGUGAUUGUCAUGGAUCGCAGUUUGCUUCUUGGAAUGCGACCAGAGGAAGCCAAAUAUACACAUAAAUGGAUGCUAUCUGUCGAGGCACCUUCAUACAGCAUCGAUAUCACGACUGUAUUGAACCGCAUCACUGUGACUUCCUUAUCCGACUAUCACGCUUUCCCUCCUUUAAGUGUAGCCCAUCCCCCCUUCCUCGUCAUGGGUGCAGCUGCCAGACCCUUCUUGGCGAAAAUCGAACUGCUCUUCAGUCACGCCCGAGGACAGAAUCUAGAUGGCCAGAAGUUCAUCCUUGAACACUGGGUCGAUCUUGCUCAGCGAUCCUCCAAACUGCCGGUAGAGGGAGAACAACAAGUUGUUGAUAUCGAGCUUGACAAGGAAACUGUAUUUUUGCCUGCGAAGACGAACUACGUCGCAGUUAAUGCCAAGGAACAUUGGCAGCGGGAAAUCGGCGUCGAUCCUGGAAAUCCCGCUAUCCCUGACAAUCUGACGAGCGUGGUUACCAUAGGCCCUUCAACACUCCCCAAGAACAUCGGUGAGGCAGCGAAGCCACAUAAAACGGCUCCUUCCGCCGAAGUUGGUUAUCCGGUAGUUCUCCGAAGGCUAUUGCCUAAGUUCCCCAUGACGCUGGAAGACGUGGUUGCAAAACGAACGCCUACGGUUCCUUACAUGCUCGUAGCCUCCCCUGACGAAUUCCAUGAACUGAUUUUGGGUCGACGCAAAGCGAUUGAGUGGGGCCGUGCCUCUGCCAUCCGGGAAGCCUAUACUGAGCUGGUGAAAGAGACUCAUAGAGAACUUGAACUCGACAGAUUAUCAACCGCAGAUGUCUUCUGUUGGCUGGAGAACGAGGGCCUUUUCCUAAGGACCGAAUCGUCCUUAGCAGCCAAACCACAACCCCCGACUCCUGAUAAGCUUCAUGCAGAACGAUGGUGCACCGCUUGUGGACUGGGUGCUCGCGUUCACAUAAGCAGUAACAGUCGCGACGGUUCUUUUGCUUGUAAUAUCACACCGAGUGAAUGGCGAGCAACCAGGAUGCCUAUCGUCGAUUUGGACAGAAUCUUGGCCACCCCGCAGUCACUUUCUCUCGGUCUCCUCACUCGUACGCGUGAUGAACAAAAUUUGAAUGAUGCUCAGGUCGUCAGAGCAUCUGACCCAAAUAUGCUUCUCUCUAUCAAAGAGGUCAUACGGGUUUUGAACCUGCCAACCUUUCUGCCUGACGGACGCAGUUCGUCGAUUUUCCCUAUCGACGCUCUUGGUCGAGAUGCGUCGGAAGUCAUACAGACACUGGCUCCUUAUGGCGUUCUUGCCUUGGCCACUGAACGUUUCAUCGCGAAGUUAGUGCUAGGAGGUCUUCAGAUGUCAUCUCGUUUUCAGCACCAAGCUCCAGGUGAACGAAGGUUGCUGACACCAAUGCAUGUAACGCAAGGCUUGGUGGAGGGGAAGAGUCAUGAUCGGACUGGGUUGGCUAUGUUUUAUGCUUUAGCGAGGGUUGGAAGGCGGAUGGAAUCCACAGGUGCUGGCGGACAGGGUAUAACUUCAAAUAAAUUUACAACCGAAUGA
Desarmillaria tabescens is the source of this 2683-nucleotide messenger RNA. RefSeq lists its product as uncharacterized. Gene Ontology annotation, biological process: regulation of DNA-templated transcription. The record is from RefSeq and is a predicted model, not a curated record. Bases 107 to 2683 code for a protein of 858 amino acids. The transcript has 7 exons. Lineage: Eukaryota; Fungi; Basidiomycota; Agaricomycetes; Agaricales; Physalacriaceae.